AUGGCACCCACCAUUCCUCUGUUUCCACUGUAUCUAGAGCCAAGUCCUAUGCACAAGUUGCAUCCUCCCCUACUUACUAAACAUGUUACAUUUGACACUAAUGUUUCGAAACCUACUAAAUCUUCAUGUGCAAAAUCUGUUAGCCAACUCCAAAAUAAGAAACAUACUCCGAGUCCUUGUCCUACUCCAAUAAUACCUACAAAAGACGAGUCAUUUAGAACAGAAAGAAAUUAUCCAGUCUACGAAGUAACAACAAAUUCACAGAAAAGAUACUUACCUCAUGUUAGUCUCAAUACCCAAGUCAAUCAACAACCGCUUAUAUUUCUUGUUGAUACAGGUUCCUGCGUAAGUUUGAUAAAGAAAACCUCGAUCACGUCUAUGCCAAAUCUCGUAGAUGAUAUAAUCCAACUCAAGGGAAUAAAUUCCAAUAACGAAACCGUACCUACUUUAGGUCAUUUUCAACUUCAAUUAUUUGUAGGCAUUGACACAGAUCUCGCUUAUCGAUUUCACGUUGUAGAGAAAAUAGAUUUAGGUUAUGACGGGAUAAUAGGUACCGAUUUUCUCAAUGAUUUAGAUGGCAUUAUAGAUUACAAUUCCGAUGUCCUAAAGAUCCGGAACUUCACUAUCAAAAUUGAUUAUAGUCGCCCUGUGUAUAAGAUAUUUCCCCGUAGUGAGACGAUAAUCGAAUGCACUGUCUCCAACCCAGAACAGAAAGUUGGAUUAAUCUUAGAUCAACACCUUUCAGACUCACUCUUAAUAGCCAAUUGCAUAGUUUCUGUAAAGAAUAAUAAUCGAGUGAAUAUAUCCGUAGUAAAUACAUCGGAGGAACUAAUAACUUUAGAUUCUGAUAUUAAAGUUAGAAUACAACCCCUCCAUGUCAAUUCCUUCCAAGUAGACCCUGAUAUCACCUCUGCUAAAUCGACAAUUUCUCGUAGGGAAGAAGUACUAAAUCUAUUAAGAACUGAUCACUUAAAUGAUGAAGAGAAAAACUCCUUAACCGAUAUUUGUUCGCAAUAUUUUGACAUUUUUUAUUUACCAGGUGACAAACUGACUACUACUGACCUUCUUAAACAUGAAAUAAAUACACAUCCCGCUGAGCCAAUUAAUGUGAAAUCUUACCGUUUCCCUGAGAUUCAUAAAAAAGAAGUAGACAAACAGAUUUCUAAAAUGCUCUCACAAGAUAUCAUUAAACCUUCAACUUCACCCUGGUCAUUCCCAAUUUGGAUUGUACCUAAGAAAUUAGACUCUUCAGGGGAGACCAAAUGGCGCAUCGUGAUAGACUAUCGAAAACUCAAUGACAUAACCGUAGGUGAAAGUUACCCAAUUCCACAGAUUAACGAGAUUUUAGACCAACUAGGACAGAGUAAAUAUUUCACUACACUUGAUCUUUGUUCUGGUUUUCACCAGAUAUCCAUUUCAGAAAAAGAUACCCCUAAAACAGCUUUCACUGUCCCUCAAGGACAUUUCGAAUUUAAACGUAUGCCAUUUGGGCUAAAGAAUGCCCCUGCAACCUUCCAACGGCUUAUGAAUACUGCGCUAGCAGGAUUACAGGGUAUACAUUGUUACGUCUACUUAGACGAUAUAGUCAUCUAUUCCCAUGACCUAAAUUCCCAUUGUGACAAGCUUUGUAAGAUUUUUAGUAAAUUACGUCAACAUAAUUUAAAGUUACAACCAGACAAGUGCGAAUUUCUACGUAGAGAGGUCGGAUAUUUGGGCCAUGUAAUCAGCGAAAACGGGGUUAGUCCUAACCCUGAAAAGGUUAAAGCCGUUUCCAAAUUCCCAGUACCAAAGUGUCCUAAAGAUGUGAAGUCAUUUCUAGGACUUGUGUCAUAUUAUCGCCGAUUCAUUCCAGACUUCUCAAAAACUGCUAAACCGUUAACCACUCUGCUUAAAAAAGAUGUUUUGUUCAAUUGGUCAAUAGAACAACAAGCAGCCUUUGACGAUUUAAAAAAUAAAUUAAUUUCCGCUCCUAUCCUCAUUUACCCAGAUUUCACGAAUCCUUUUGUGCUAACAUGCGACGCGUCCAAUUAUGCUAUAUCUGCGAUACUAUCCCAGGGCGAGAUAGGUAAAGAUCAACCCAUUGCCUUUUCUUCAAGAACACUGAACAAAGCAGAAGUUAAUUACUCGACAACAGAAAAGGAAUGUCUCGCUAUCGUGUUUGGAACAAAGACUUUUAGACCAUAUCUCUACGGACACAAAUUUACCAUCGUCACUGACCAUAGGCCCCUAAAAUGGCUUUUUAACUGCAAAGACCCUGGCUCCCGGUUAGUUAGGUGGCGACUAAGGUUAGAGGAAUUUGAUUAUAAAAUUGAGUAUAAGAAGGGUAAGAUAAAUAGCAAUGCCGACGCACUCUCUCGAUUCCCGGUAAAUCCGAUACAAAAUCCUUUUGAUCAUCCCAUUCCUUCUACUUCCAGGCAAAGUCAGCCUUUCAGUCCAAUAACCCUUGAAGAUCUCGGUGAAAUACCCCUAAUUCCUAUUGACUCUGACAGCUUACCAUCCGUAGACCUCCUUGAUAAUGAGGACCUUUUAACAGACCUCUUGAACCCCGAGGAUAAAAAACAUUCACCUCGAAUUAAUGAUCCUUUAAAUCCACAAAUUACUCAGAAUCCCGAAGAAAUUACAAAUCCAUCCUUACCCAUUCCUGCGUCACCUGUUCCCACUAAUGAGAGCUAUUCUAGCUUUCUGAAAGCAAUAUCCAAUAAAUCUUUUAAUAGUAAUGCUAGAAUACAGGAAUACAAUGACAAUAUCCUCAAAACUAGUAGUAAACAUAUAUUUAUACCCACCUCAAUAGACCUCGACGAAUCAAAUCCAUACGUAGAACAAAUCUUAAGUGAAAUUCAAGAUCCAUCUGAAAUCUUACAAAAAGAAAGAACACUAUACACUUGUCUUUCCUUUGAACUUAACGGGAAAAAUAUCUACUUUCUUUUCACCAAAGUCUAUCAUUUUGAUAGCUGUACUUACGAGGAAAUUUUCAAAAGCCUUCUUUAUACUAAGUCUAUACUACUCCUUUCAACCACAUCUUCCACAGAACACGAAACUCAAGUAGCCUAUACUGACUUUCGUAAUAGCUUUGAUAAACACACCUGGUCCAGAAUUUACAAUAUGUUCUCUUAUAUUUUCACAAAUACCAACAUAGAAAUUAAGAUAUACCACGACCGCCUCAUAUAUCCUUCACUUUCAGAAAUACGUAAAAUAUUACACGACAACCAUGACAUACCUAUAGCAGGUCAUCUCGGAACCGCACGCAUGCUAAAUAGAAUAAAAGAGAAAUACUAUUGGAAAAACAUGCGUUCAGAUGUGGAAACCUAUAUAAAGAAUUGUUCAUUGUGCCAAAGUAAUAAAGCCCUUAGACAGACGAAUCGCGCACCCAUGCAAAUAACGACUACCUCUACAAAACCUUUUGAGCGUAUUGGUAUGGAUCUAGUCGGUCCUCUGCCCGAGGCAGGUCUUCAAUCUCUUAAAUACAUCCUUACCAUGCAAGACGACCUUACUAAAUUCUCCUUUGCGUAUCCCAUUGCCAACGCCACUUCCGAAGACACAUUCGAAUGCCUUGUUCAUUUUAUAUCACUAUUCGGAAUACCUAGGAUGAUUUUGACGGACCAAGGCACCAACUUCACUGCAGAAUUAUUUAAGAAAACAUGCGAAUUCCUUAAAAUAAAACAAAUUUGGUCCUCACCUUAUCACCCACAGACUCAAGGUGCUCUAGAAAGAAGCCACUCGACGCUCAAAGAGUAUUUGAAAUCCUAUGUUAACGAGAAUCACACAAAUUGGCAUAAAUAUGUUUUUACUGCAAUGUUAUCAUAUAACACGUCUGUCCACGCAUCCACAAACUUUACUCCCUAUGAACUCCUCUUCGGUCAUAAGGCAUACAUUCCUGAUUCCGUCUACGAACAACCACCUGAUGUAACUUAUCCUGAAUAUAUAAAAUUCCUUCAUCAUAGACUCAAAUUAUCCAGGGAAAAAGCAACCGAAAAUAUUAUUAGAUCUAAGGAAAGGUCUAAAGACUAUUAUGAUAACCAUUCACGGCCAGUUAGAUAUCAAAUAGGCGAUUACGUUUACCUUAAGAACCACGUGCGCCUACGAAAGGCUCUGUCACCCAUAUGGAAGGGACCGUACAAGGUAGUAAAAAUUAAUGGACGAAAUAGCCUUACCUUACUUAUAAACCGACGCCAUGUUACUCAUCACUAUGAUGAGGUUAAGCUCGCACCUAGGUCCAGUUCGCCAGAUUAG
Molecule: messenger RNA, 4230 nt
Organism: Pieris macdunnoughi
Lineage: Eukaryota; Metazoa; Arthropoda; Insecta; Lepidoptera; Pieridae
Source: the annotation of a GenBank genome assembly